UCAUUGGGAGUGGGCGGGUCAUUUCUUGUUCUCUUUUUCCCCUCCGGUGUCUAGCGCUUUCUCCUCGAGUGUGCGAACGGUGACUGAAGGCAAUAAGGAACGAAGCGGCCACGGAGCAACCAGAACAAAGCGAGGUCCCUAAGGCCACCCGGGCCAGCGUGUUCCUUAAGCCGCUCUAGCCAAAGGAACCAUAAAGCUUCAGGUUAAGGUGUCUUCACUUCCUCCUCCUCGUCGUUCCGCCCUUAGCUUCCGGUUCCGGGGAAGGGCCAAAUUUUCUUGGAUGAUUAGGGACUCUCAAGUCUAGGAUGGCUGUCUUGUCGCUUCUGUUGUUGGGUGGUUUGUGGAGCGCUGUGGGAGCGUCCGACAUGGCUGUCGUUACUUGCGGCUCCGUGGUGAAGCUACUCAAUACGCGCCAUAACGUCCGACUGCACUCUCACGACGUGCGCUAUGGGUCAGGUAGUGGGCAGCAGUCAGUGACAGGGGUGACCUCUGUGGAUGACAGCAACAGUUACUGGAGGAUACGGGGGAAGACUGCCACAGUGUGUGAAAGGGGAACCCCCAUCAAAUGUGGCCAACCCAUCCGGCUGACACACAUCAACACGGGUCGAAACCUCCACAGCCACCAUUUCACCUCACCUCUUUCUGGACACCAGGAAGUGAGUGCCUUUGGCGAGGAAGGUGAAGGCGACUAUCUGGAUGACUGGACAGUGCUCUGUAAUGGACCUUACUGGGUGAGGGAUGGUGAAGUGAGAUUCAAACAUUCUUCCACCGAAGUUCUCCUGUCUGUCACAGGAGAACAAUACGGUCGACCUAUAAGUGGACAAAAAGAGGUACAUGGUAUGGCCCAGCCAAGUCAGAACAACUACUGGAAGGCCAUGGAAGGCAUCUUCAUGAAGCCCAGUGAGUUGCUGAAGGCAGAAGUUCAUCAUGCAGAACUAUGACUCAAUGCUGUGAGCCACUGUCACCAACAGUGUUGGCAGUCAUCUGUUGCUGCUGUCCCCUGGAUGCUCUGGUCCAGGAUCUCUGAGCAGUGGCUGCAUUUGGACCCGCAGCCCUUCACACUUGAAGUGGUUGCUCUCCCAGAUUUGGUCAGUUCUCAAGAGACGACUUGUUUGUGAUACUUUUCGUUCGGACUGUUAAGAGAAAGCUGAGGAACUUCCCUCUUAGCUGGGAAAUUUUACUCCUUAGGCAUCAUGGAUUAUUAACUUGUCUGAUUUUCCCCUAUUUUUCUUUUUCCAAAUUGAUAAAUAAAAAAAUAAAGAGAAUUUU
Molecule: messenger RNA, 1269 nt
Organism: Onychomys torridus (southern grasshopper mouse)
Lineage: Eukaryota; Metazoa; Chordata; Mammalia; Rodentia; Cricetidae
Gene: Sdf2
Product: stromal cell derived factor 2
Exons: 3
Coding region: 306-941 (211 amino acids)
Source: RefSeq, a predicted model, not a curated record